CUUUCUUUAUGAUUACAGUACAUGAUUGGUAGCUAGACAGAGUGUUCGAAUCCUUGAGAAUAUGACUCCGACGUUUUCACGAAGAAGGAGAAGACAAGGAUCGUAAUUCUUUUCCCCUCAAUCCAGGUCCCCCUCCCAUUCUGGUAGCUUUUCUUUUUCGCAUCUGAGAUUGCAGAUUUAUUCACCCUAUUCAGCUAUUCGUCAUAUAAUCUACCAAAAGAUUCGGAUUUGAACAUCUGUGUGCAACCAAAAGUCCAACCUUCCAAGUCAACGCAAUAAUGGCUUCCUUUGUUAGGAUUUCAGCACUACUAUGGGCGGAUUUGUUAGCUGCAUUUGCAAUGUAUAUCAUGAUGACCUACUUAACAAAUGUCUGGAAUCUAAGCACUGCACAUGCUGCUGGUAUUAUAAACAUUUGGGAUGGAAUCACAGCAGUUUUAGCCAUUGUGUUUGCCUAUAUUGUUGAUUCCUUCUUGGGCGACUACUAUAUGCUUCUUCUCUCUAGCAUUUCCUACACUAUAGGAUUAGGUUUGUUGUCCAUGUCAACACCUCCAGUCUUCGGCCCAUGUAAUGAGUACAAGGAGAAAUGUAUUGGGCAUACACAAAAAGUCUUGUUUUAUACUGCUUUACCAUUGAUAGCAGUAGGAAUGGCUGGUCAUGUAGUCUCCUUAAUGUCAUUCUUGAAUCUACAAACAAACACUGAAAAUGAAGCCGAUAAAGAUAAAGAUAAAGAUACAAAUAAAGAGAAAGAGAAAGAGCAAGAAAAAGAGAAAGAGGGAAAUAAAAUAUAUUGGCAAAUGUUAGGUUUAUUAAUAGUGGUGGUUGUAUUAAUCGCUGGAGGUAUUGCACUUCCAUAUAUAAAACCAUGGUCAAUCCGCUUUGGGAUUCCUGCUAUAUGUACAUUGGUUGCAACACUUCUGUUCUUUAGUGGACAUUCAGUGUAUAAACCAUGUAAGCCAGCUGAAGGAAGCCCAUUAACAACCACAUUAAGAGUCUUUGUAGCUACUACACGUAAGUUUUCUCAACCACUUCCUGACCCUAAAGAGCUUUACAAUGAAGAAGAUACUCGAUCCACCAGUAGCCUUAGGUGCUUAGACAAGGCAGCUAUUAAGUUACAAGAAGAACCGGAAUCAAAAAACUGGAACCUUUGUAGUGUUCGCGAAGUAGAAGACACGAAGAUCGGAAUCCGUAUGCUCCCAAUGUGGCUAACCUUCAUAGUCAUCGGAAUCGUGCUUUCCAUCGGAAACACCUACUUUCUUGAACAAGCUAAUCGAAUGGAUCGUAAACUUGGAAAAAUCAAGAUCACGAUUCCGAUCUUUCUUUUGUUCUAUCAACUAUCAAGCAGCAUAUCCACAUACUUUUACUCCAUCUUAACAAUGUGUUUCAACAAGAAAUAUGCUCCUCCAGUUGGGAUAGCUACAGGAAUGGUUUUAUCUGUAUUAUGUUGUAUUACAUCUGCAAAAGUGGAGACUCGAAGAUUACACGUGAUUAGGGAUCAUGGGUUGUUAGACAAACCUGAUGAGAAGAUCCCAAUGAGUAUAUUUUGGCUGCUUCCACAGUUUAUGCUUCUUGCAGCUGUUGAUGGGAUAGCUAACACGAGUAUCACAAGUUUCUUUAAGCAUCAAGCUCCUGAAUCGAUGAGGAAAUAUUUGACGUAUUUCACAAAGGGUGUGUUGGGAUUAGGGACAAUGGCUAGUGUUUUGUCGGUUUAUGUUGUGGGGAAGGUGAGCGAGAGAGACCAAAACCCUAACUGGUUUCAACCUUCGUUGAAUAAGAGCAGAUUGGAUCGAUAUUAUUGGACGUUGUCUGGGUUAUGUGCUGUUAAUCUUGUGAUCUAUGUUAUAGUUGCGUCUUUCUAUACGUAUAAGGAAACACCGGAUGAUGGUGGUGAUGAAGGAGAAGGAGGAAAUAUGGAUCCAGGUUUUGAAGACACUGCGAAAUGUUGUUGUUGAUUUUGGUUAGUGUUGGUGUGUAUUACAAUUGCGGUUUGUGUAACGUUGUUUAAACAGAUCGAUUGAUUAUGUUAGCGUUACUAUAACCAUUUUGUACUUAUAUAUAGUCUAGAGAUUGUUGUUGUAAUAGUUCUUAUGUUAGGUAUAUAUCUAUGAAUUUCUCUUUUUCCAUCCCUUGUAAAUUCACGGUUCCUUUUAUCAAAAUCGAUUAAACCUUUGGCUCUCUA
Messenger RNA from Lactuca sativa (garden lettuce), 2176 nucleotides. Its product is annotated as protein NRT1/ PTR FAMILY 5.5. The record is from RefSeq and is a predicted model, not a curated record. Gene Ontology annotation, molecular function: transmembrane transporter activity. Lineage: Eukaryota; Viridiplantae; Streptophyta; Magnoliopsida; Asterales; Asteraceae. Gene Ontology annotation, cellular component: membrane. Gene Ontology annotation, biological process: transmembrane transport.